AUGCUCCUCGACGAUCUAGUUGUUUUUAAUGAUCCGCUUUCUUCGGUUGUUGUCCCGCCAAAUGUUAUUCCUGAACUUCAAUCAAAACCAUCAAUUCCAUUUUCAGCUAUCCGUAAUACCAGUCAAUCAUUAAUACCAGUUGCCGAUUUAUUAGCUAUAUUAUCUACAUCACCCAUACCAUCUACCUGCGAUGUUCCAUCUUCGACUAAUAACGUUUUUAAUAUUUUCUCACCUCGACAUACUCUGGUUCGUAAACAAGCUGAAGGAUAUUAUUUGGAUACAGCGAACAAGAAAAGAAAAAAGUACGACGAACAUCUCAAUAAUUUAGCCGAACAGUUCAAAUUACGUGAUUGCAUUGGUAUUCCAAUACAUUCUGUUGAACCUACAAAUACCGGUGCCAAAUUACUUCCAUGCUUGAUUAUUGCAAAAGAAAAAAAAGGCGACGAUGUUGGAUUUCGAUUGGCUUGCCAGUUUGGUGAAAAACGCAAUACAUAUGCUUUUAACUGUGAUCCUUCUAUCGCAUAUCCACCUUUACAUCAGCCUGGUCCACCCUAUACAGUUCCACGUGCCAAUUUAUCUGAACACUUACAAUGUUAUCAAGGACAAAACCAUCAAAAAAGAUGGAUUUUAUUUCUUCCAGGGUCAACAGAAGAAGUAAAAGAAUUGUACAGUUGGAAUUGGAUGCGAAUAAUGGAUAAAAACGGAUGGUCAUAUUGUACAUUACAAUUACCAGAAAAAGGCUUAGGUGAUUUACAAGUCGCUGCUGAAUAUAUUACUUAUGCGGCUAGAAAAAUGUACAAAAAGGCAACGAGAGAAAAAGAAAAAGGUAUUCGUCGUAAAACAAGGAUUAAUAUAAUCGGUCAUUCUCUUGGUGAUGCUCUUCCUCGUUUUUCACUUCGUUUUUGGCCAGAUAUUCGAUCUAUGAUUAAUCAUCUGAUCGCCUUUGGACCACCAAAUCAUGGAACAUUUAUGGCUGAUGUAGCUUGUAGUGUAAUUCCUUGUCCUAUUGCUGUUACUCAACAACGAAUAAAUUCUUCGUUUCUUUGUGCACUUAAUUCAUAUCAAAAAACAUUUUCUUCAAUAAAAUAUACGAAUAUUCUAUCAAAAUUUGAUGAACUUAUUCGACCUAUCACUAGUAGUGAAAUCAAUGAAAAAGGUGUAACAAAUAUUUAUAUUCAAGAUUUUUGUCCACGUAGAAUAUUUUCUGAACAUCUUGGUGCAGGAAUUUUUGAUUAUUGCGGUUAUUUUCUAACAAUGAAUGCAUUACGUUCUCGAUCAUUUAAAAAUCUGUCAACAGAAGAAUGUUGUGCAGAAACUUUAAUGCCUGGUAUCAAUUCAUCUACAACAGAAUUUAUUUCCAAAGUUGCUUAUUUAGCUAAAGAACAUGCACGACAUUUGCUCAUGUAUUUUGGUGAAGUCAAAGACGAACCAGAAUUAAGAUGUCCAUUUAGAACUGAUUGUAUUAAAAGAAAAAGAAGAGUAAACAAAACGAAGUUACGAUAA
This is a messenger RNA of Didymodactylos carnosus, 1503 nucleotides long. The record is from the annotation of a GenBank genome assembly. NCBI's taxonomy places the organism in Eukaryota, Metazoa, Rotifera, Eurotatoria, Philodinida, Philodinidae.